This is a messenger RNA of Cladocopium goreaui, 2940 nucleotides long. Lineage: Eukaryota; Dinophyceae; Suessiales; Symbiodiniaceae. The record is from the annotation of a GenBank genome assembly.
AUGUCGAGCAAUUGGUUUGCAUGGUACUGGUCGUACUGCAUGAAGCAUGCAACGGCUCAAGAUGAGGGAGCAUUGCUGGACCCAAGCAUGUGCAAACUGGCAGCGGGGGAGCCGAGCUGGCGCCUCUCAGGGAAGCUGCCCUCCAAAGAUGGUCUCGAGGCUUCGAAACUUGUGGCGGCGCAACUGGGUGGAGUCUCUGUCGAAGUCCCCUUGGCAGCACGGAUGGGAGGUAUAUCCUUGUUCAACUAUGGGGGCACCACCUUGUGCCAUAGUGGAUUCAGUAGCCUGAUGCAGUUUCCAACUGCAGAGCCCAGGUACUUCAAAGCGGGUUUGUUGGAUAACUUGGUGCUGCUCUCAGAAUGGGUGCAAGCGUUGCAGAAAUGCACGGAAAACCCGCGUCCGGAGGACGAGAGGGUGCCAGAAAUCCCGCCCCCUUCCAGCGCGCGGCUGGGUGUCCAAACAAGCGGCAUGUUGCCAAAGACGGACGGCAUUGAUCCAGGGCUCAAACUCAUGAAGCUUCUUCCGGUCCAUUCACGUGUCGUUGACUACCACUCGACGCCGUUGACGGUAAUGCCAUGCAUCGUCCGCUGCUUUGCCGUGGCGUUCCUGCCUUUCUGCUUCAGCCACCGUGCAGCUGAUCAGAGCUGCCUGCCGGAUGCCAAGGCUGUGCGAGCGGCUCCUUCAUUGUUGGCAGUGAGUCAACAUUUGCAGAGGAAAGGCGCGGUAGGAAAUCAAAGCAAAGAGGCUGCAGUCGCACCCAAUGAUGAUUUAGCCCAAACCCUGGAGGACGCGCUGUCGUGGGAGAUCAAACAGAUCGAGAAGUCGAUGGGAGAGAAGGGCGAUGAGAAACCCAGCAAAGUCAUGGGCGUGGCACUGAACGGCAAGGACGACCUGCGCAUGCUGCGGGGCGCCGUGAUCAUCGGCUUCGCUGGCGUGGCACUGCUGUUCAUCGUGUUUUGCCUCAUGAGAAAGUUUGCACCCUGGGUCUAUCUGCGCGAGGAAGACAUGGAAUUGGAACCCCUGGGCGAUGGCACUGCAUCACCUGCCACGGCACCCAGGUUUUUCGCCAACCCGCAUGUGACGUUGCUGGACUGGACUCGGAAGGUGCGCCAGACCACUCCGGAGGAUGAGAUGGCCGCAGCGGGGCUGGACGGCUGGGCCUUCCUGGAGUUUCGACGGCUGAUUUGGCGCAUUUUCUCAGUGAUAGGUGCUAUGCUGGCGGUGGUGUUGCUGCCUAUGCACUACCAGGCUCACAAGGAUUCCCAGAUGUUGGAUAUCUUGAGCAUUUUCGACAUCGGUAGAGAUCCCUUGCCCGACUGGAUGCUGUGGGUGCACGCGGUCAUGGUUUGGUUCGUGGUGGGCGCCUCAAGUUGGACCAUCUCUAUGGCACAGGAGCACUUUACUGAGCGGCGCUAUCAGUGGCUGAAAGAGAUCCCAUUUCCUCGUGCCAACACGGUCUUGGUGAGGAACAUUCCAGCCAUGUACCGUUCCGAUGCAGCACUGCUGCAGUACUUCACCAACGUCUUCAACGACAAAGACGCCGCGGAACGGGCCUAUGUCGUUCGGCGGACAGGUCAACUGCCUCGCCAGGUGAAGAAUCUCAAGGCAGCCAAGUUGGAAGUGCUGCAUGCGAAGCAGCACUGGGAGGAGGCUGGAAGUGAAGAAGAGACCCCCGAGUGGUUCUACCUGCAGAGAUGUCAAAAGCGUGUGAAGACCAUCACCGAGGAGGUGGCAGCUGCCCAGGGGCGCUUGAAAGAUGCGGCAGCCCGAGGUGAUCCCUUGGUUUGCACCUCCACUGGCUUCGUGACCUUCAACACUGAGCUCACUGCGCGUUUGGCCUCACGGGAGCAGUACACCCGGGACGUCACGGACUUCCAGAUUUCGAUGCCUCCAGACCCUGAGGAUGUGAUCUAUGACAACUUAGCGGACCAAGAGAUCAACUCGACUGGGUGGAACUGGGCAGGCGUAGCUGCCAUUUGGGGCGUCUUCACCAUUUGGAUUCCCUUCGUGGUGUUGAUCUCCAGUUGGACCACCUUCGGCGCAGUGCAAGAGAUGCUGCCCAGCCUCAAGGAGUUUGUGCAGCAACACCCCUGGCUCGACAAAAUCUUGACAGGUGUCUUUGCCACCAUUGCCCUCAAGGUGGUGCUGGCCUUCUUGCCCACAGCUUUGUAUCUCAUCAUCCGCAACCUGAUGAGCGUGAAAUCCUCUUCCGAGGCGCAGAUCUUGAUGCAGCAUCUUGGUGCGUUUGUGAUGUUUGUGCUGACGCUUGGUUUGGAAGAGGAGGGAGGUGGUGGAGCUGUUGAGGUUGGUGACAUCUCUCAGUCGUGGCGUCACAUUGACAUUGGUUGGGGUGCCCGGGGAAAGAGACGUCGGGUGAGCAUAGCUCAGAAGCCGGGCCGGAUCUUCAGUUUGCUGGCGGACUUCUUGCCCUCGGCGUCCCAUUUCUAUUUCAACUACAUGAUCCUCGGCUGGACGGUGCCGUUGUUGGAACUGGCGCGCAAUGCCAACUUCGCGAAGUUCCACGCCUUCCGUUGGUUCUUCUCCAUGUCCAUGCAGGAGGCCAAGGAGUACAGCGAACCAGAAGAUCCAGCAAGUUAUGGCGUUGGCGCGCGCAUGGCCUACUCUUUGCUGACAGCAGCCAUCACCUUUACGUUCUGUUCCUGUUCGCCUUUGAUUUUCAUUUUUGCCUUCAUAACCUUGGCACUGUCGCAGGCCACCUACACCUAUCUUGUGGUCUAUGCUGAAAAGAAGAAACCCGACACCGGAGGACUUCUCUGGGUCCAUGGCAUCAACCAGCUCUUUAUGGCCGGGAAGGGCGAAGAUGUCAUUACCAUUUACAUCCUGCUGAUGACGGGAGUGCUGCAGAUGUUGAGCCAAAAUCGGCGAUGGUUGGGGCCUCCCCUGGUAGUUCCGUGGCAUGCGGUGGCUGAAGCACCGUGA